GAAAUGAAUGUGUUUUAUUCGCACCAUAUGGUGUGCUUGACGUGCCCACUGGUAUGUGUGAAAAGGGAAAGUAGGUGAGGGAUGCGACUUCGAUUGUCACAAGAUAGCAGGAACUGAAGAGUGUGAAUGGAUUGUGGAAGGUGGGAAGAGGGGCCAUGUUUGGGGGAAUAUUGGUGAAAAGGGCAGGUGAGUGAGUGGUGUGAACACCAAUCGUCCCAAGAAUACCAACGGCAGAGUGUGGGUUGAUUGUCGGGACAGUGACGAGAUUUGGGGGAAUUUUGGGGGGUAGGAAGUAUUGGGAAAAGCUAUGUAUGCGUUACGGUCGUACGGAGGAAAAGCAUGACAGGUGUGAUGUGUCACCACCCAUCGGCUACAGAGAAUAGCUUGGGUGAUAUGUGUGAAGUAGAGCUCCGAUUUGGUAGUGCACAUCUCGAGAGUUCUGUGGUCCUCUUCUUUAACGUCUCUGAAGGCAGCCAGUAUUCUGCUCUUACUCCUAAUUAAUGAUCAUCAGAACAGUGAUUCAUCUUCAAAAGAAUGAUGAAGUUGUAGUAAACGUGUAAUGCAUUGAAGUAGGAUGCACAAUAGCUGCUGCUUCAGAGAAGAGGAAGACGGCCGGCGGAGGAGUGAGGAGGUGGUGCACCUGGGGGGCCAGGGUAGGAAGGAGGGAGGAUGCCCCUUGGAGCAGAGGAGUGUGGGGAACGAAGGCGGGCGAUCUUUUGCAGACAGAUUUGGUUGACAUGGGUGUGGAAGUACAGGUUCCCGCUUUCCAUUUGAGCAUUCAAGGCAAAGCGUAAUUCACCCAGCGAGGUGCGGUGUGUGCUUUGCUUGGGCUUUCCGGCUUCAUCAGAAGUCGGUGCUGUUAUGAGCUUUUAUGCUUGCGUCAGUCAGCCCGCUGCCGAAUGAAGUGCAACGAGUGGACUCAGCAUCUGGCUGCGAUGUGCGGAGGAUUUGACGCAACACGUGUUUUUUUGUCAUGACAUAGGCUGCCAGACUUCUGAGCAAGGGGUUUUAUCGACGGGAUAACUGACGCGUCUUAUCGACGGGAUAACUGACGCGUUUUUUUCUGAGGAGGUAUGCUAAGUGAAUGAAUGUGGGGUUCACAGCAUGCAGCAGAGGAAGGGGUUUUGGUGGGACUCUGGGGAGGAAUAUUUGACAGAUUUUCUCGCGAACAUGGCUUUUUUGACAGUGUGUGCUUCUGUCGCCGCUUUGCCGCGGAUCAGGAUGGAGAGGCGAGCCUCUGGGAGGAACAGGGAAGGACUCAGUUAAUUUCUGUCACUGUGGUAGAACAUGGCAUUACUGCACGAGCCUGCCGGCAGAGUGACUGGGCAGGAAUACAGGUGGUGAGUUCCCUCGAAGAUACGACGACAAUCCAUUUGUGGGGAUGGUUGCAGGCGGUCGUAACAGUAGAACUACGUAUCGUAUCGUUCAUCCGCUGCAUCGGAAUCUCUGAUCUGGUGUACUGCCAGACUAAAUGGUUUGGUGAAAAGCCAAGCUGUCUUCUGGCACCAUGGUUACUUCUGCAUCUGCAAUGUUGAUGAGUUAUGGAGAUGCCCAGGAAGAGGGGUGUAAGGCUUUGUUGGUGUUGGUAGAGGGGCGUAAAGCUUUGGUGUUGGUUUCUGAAGUCACAAGCAUUGGGAGUGCUGUGCUUUUGAACCCAAUGAAAAGCAUGCGGUUUGUGCGGAUUGAAACGCGUGUUCAUGGAGUAUAUUUUCUGAAGGGGACAGGUGAGCAAUCAGGUUGGGUGGAGCACGAAGAGGGGAUACGAGAAGGUGGGGGGAGGAAGAGGGGGGGGGUUCAAAGCUUUGGUGUUGGUUUCUCAAGUCACAAACAUUGGGGUUGCUGUGCUUUUGAACCCAAUGAAGGGUUGCAGUUUAUUGUGCGGAUUGGAACUCGAUGCUCAUGGAGGCUGUUUUGUGGAUGGGAGUAUGGUGAGCGGUUCAGCAAUUUGGCAGCUUGGGUGGGGCAUCAGGAGGGGGAGUGAGGAGGUGGAUGGGUCAGCAAUUUGGCAGCUUGGGUGGGGCAUUACGAGGGAGUGCGAGAAGGUGGACGGAUAAGGAGUUUAGGGGAAAAAAGGUGUCACGGAUCCUGACACGACAGUGGUUUUUGCACUGCGCAACAUGUACAAUGUGUAUAUAUGCGUCUCUGUACAUGCUGGUGGCUGUGUGCUUGCAUGCGAUGCGAGCCUUGUAUAUAUUACAUAUAUUAUUACAUAUGAUGUACUUGAAAGAUGUCGGGUUUCUAUUCUUCAUUCCUGUUCGCUUUCUACUUUUGGUUGCACCAGACUUCAAAGAUUGUCCUGUAAUCAGUAGUUGAUUGAUACUGCAGUGCGAAUGCUGCCAAGGGAAGUUCUUCAUAAUGGCUGUUUCUGUGGAUUGCAGUGUGUGGGAUGUGGGAUGUGGGAUGUGUUUCCAUGUCUCAGAGUGGUGCGUCCAUGAAUUGCUCAGGGAGCCGGCAGCUCAGGUCUGCGUCCGUGUCACGUAAGCGUUCGGUGUCUGAAAGAGACGAGGUUGCCACCGUCAUUGUCCCAGAAGAGUGUCCGCUGCAGUCCUUAGGCCGUGUGUUCCUUCGCAAGUGGACGGAGUGUAGUUCAUUCAUUGUGGACGUCUUUGUCAAUUUGAUGGUGUGUUCAUUCUGUUUUUACAGAUGUCGUACUAUUCUGAUUUUCUGCUUUCUAUGGUGAGGCACAAUUUGGAAGUGCUCGCUAGGGCCAAUUGUCGGGUGUUUAUGCAAGCCACCGGCGGUUCCUGCACUUGGGAAGCUCGUGGGUGAGUGGCAUUUGAAUCUGUUGUGGCUGUACUAUGAAUGACUCGAUCGAGGUUUCGCACAACCUUUCGU
This is a messenger RNA of Chara braunii, 2835 nucleotides long. Lineage: Eukaryota; Viridiplantae; Streptophyta; Charophyceae; Charales; Characeae. The record is from the annotation of a GenBank genome assembly.